GUGGAUUAUCCUUAAAGAGGAUCGGGCAAAGGCGAAGCGGGCAAAGAAGAACGAGGACAAGACCCGGUUUGGGAAGAAGAAGAAGAGAGGAAGAAUCGUAUCUCGCCUACUCACUCGAGAACGGUGUACAAUAAGAAUCGGCUAGAAGGAUCGUGUGCACGCACACGGACGCGAGACACGAGCGAAUACGCGGUAACAUCCCACGCCGGGCGACAUACGAGAGAAAAGUAGGGAGGCCGGAUCGGCGUUCUCCAGGCAAAAGAGUCGUGGUUCGCGUACGUCGUGGCAAUGGUAGUGACGGAGAGCAACGGUGUAUGGUGUGGUCACUAGGGCCAGCGAGCCAUCGUCGAUGCCACAUCGACUCGCGGUACCGGACGGAGAACAUCAAAACGAAUCUUUUCUCCCGCGUUUACCAUUAUAACGACGCGUUCUGUACCGAGGCACGCAGAUUUAACACACGUAUACGUUAUACGGAGACACGCAGAAAACGAGAAACAAAGAGACACAGUGGAAAAGGCGAAGAGUGUGUAUAAUCGUUGGUAUACACGGUAUAAUAGACCGAGCCUUGAGGGACGAAGAGAAACGAGUUUGCAAACGGGGCCGGUCGUAGUGAAGCUUCAGUCCGGCUCGAGUGAUCGCCGAGUCGCGUGUUUCCUAUCGUGAUAGAAAGUAAACAUACGGAUAGUUCUCGGUUUUUGUCUAUUUUCCUACGGUUUCGGUGCGCGACGCGAGUUUGCCCUUUGAAUCGUUACCUCGUGUUGUUGCACUCGCAUGAAAGAUCGGUAUACGACUGUGAAUACAAGUGAGUUAUAAUGACUAUACACAAGAAGACGAGUGGAAAGAGCAAGGGGAGCUCGAAGGAAGUCGCCACGACUUCUUCCAGUUCUUCGGAUAUGACAACCGUUGAGACGGUCGAGAUGGUAUCGUCGACGAGCGUGGUCGAGGAAGCGACACAGAUUAUGGAGAGCGAAUCUAGGAGCAGCGUCGUCGAGGUAACCAGCGCGAGUCGCGAGGUUAUCAUGGAUUCCAAGGGUAACGUAAUUAAGGUGAUCGAGUCUGCUCCUCAGACUGUUGGUCAAAGUACGUCUACAUAUAGAACGGGUAAGAGUUCUCAGGACUUUAUAGCGCAAGAACAGAUACAGUCCGUUAAACAGGGAAAAACUGUUCGUGACAGUCCACAAAAUGUUAAGGACGUCGAGGUACGUUCGGAUGGGCAUCGAGGAGAAACCUUGGAACAAGUUAGUAGAUCGUCCGAGAGUCGCAGCGAGUCUCGAGCAGAAACUAUUCAGAAAUCUAUAUCCUCUUCGAUGGUCGUGGAAACAUCGUCUUCGAUGGGAGAUUAUUACGAUCAGCUAUCAAAGUCGACGACUUCCAACGGUAUCGUGAACGGUGAUCACGCUCCCAGAAUACAUACGUCAUCAAAAUCGUACGAAAGCAAACAAGCCAGUAAAGAAACGUACGAAGAGACAACCAAGGAUGGAAAAACGUUCGCGAAUAUCUCGAGGAUUCACGAGUCAGGUGAAAAACUCGAUGACAAUGGUAGAGUAACAGCCACUCAGAGUCGCAUCAUUGACAAGGAGACCACGGUCGUACCCUCGGACGUAGGUCGAGUUAAACAUACGGAUGAUGUCAGAAUCGCCAGUAACAAGGUCAUCCUCGAUUCUUCCUCCAACGCCACUGUUAGCGAAAGCACAGCGAGGAGCAGCGUAAAAGCGGACAAAAUUAGCGACGUUGUCACGCGGUGCAACAAACCUGGCCAGUCUACGUGGGAUGGCACGUUUAUUAGCGAAAGUCCGACUAAAGACAAGGACAUCUCGAGAAACGUCGAUACGUCUCGAACAGACCGGGACAGUCUCGACAAGACAAAAGUAGAUCGCUUGAUGUCCAAAGUUAACACCGAUAAUGUACAAGAGAGCAUGUCGAGCAUUGAAAUCUCUGAGAGUUCGUUUAUCGAUCAGCGUUCAUCGUCGACGGUAAUACAGGACUCGAAAAUUAUCAUCGACGAGGGUCGUUCUAGCUCGACUAACAUCGAAAGUUUCGAUCGAAACGUUAACUCGAUCGGUCGCGACAUUCACGAACAGGUUUCUGAGGACACGAUCGAUUUUGCCGGAGGACAGAGGCAAGUUACGACGGAAGUAUACUCAAAAGGAUCGACUCGAUACACGAAACCUGGAGAGUCUACGUGGGACGGUACUUUUAUGGUGGAAAAAACACCAGAACCGAGAAAAAGAAACGUGUCAGAUGCUUCUGUCUUUCAUCAUCCUGGUGGCGACAAUGUUAUAGAAUCAACACAGAGAACGGAUUUCAAGGAGAAAAGUUCUGACGGAUCUUACGAAAAGAAAUCUUCGAACGUUGUCCACGUGGUACAAGGCGGCACGGACUCUUCGAGGUUCAUCUCGGAAGAACGCAAAGAUGUCACAGAGGAAAUUUACAUCGAUGGAAAACCUGUUAGUAAAACGGAGAUCUUGAGAGACAGAUCGUCGUCUACUAGAGGAGGAAAAAUUACGAGACCCGGUGAUUCAACGUGGAACGGACAAUUCGUAUACGAAAAACCACAGGAUGGCGGUAAGAAAUUAUCGAGUGAGAAAACUGUGGUUAGAACGAGCGCGAAAAGACACGAUUCCGUGGAUGUCCAAGACGUCACGGAGGAGCAGAAUAUCUCCAGUAUGUCAGAGUCUGUUUCGUCUUCGUACGUCGUGGAAUACGCUACAUCCACCGACGAGAAGAAAAAGACUAGCGAAAAGGUGACCUCUGUUUCUGAAAUAAUUAUGGAAGAAGAUUCCGGAGAUGGAGGUUCUCCUCGACGAUUAACUCCGGAAAAAUCAGUUACCCGUGACACUACUUCGCGAUGUUACAAACCUGGUCAAUCCACUUGGGAUGGCAGUUUCGUUUACGAAAAGCCUCAAGUUCAUGAACGUCGAAAGCCGGAUAGCCGAAGGCCAACCGAUUCCAUCAUCAUUCGCGACGUUACAGAGGACAAUUCGAUAAACGAGGCGGAAAUUUCAUCAGCGGCUUACGUAGUCGAACAUUCAUCGAGUCAACAGAGUUUCACCGAUGUCAAAGAUUCUAGUUUAUCUUCCGUACACGAGACGAUUGUUUACGACGUGCAACCUGCUCGCCAAGAUCGUCCAUCGAGCAGAACAUCGAAUAGGCCAGAAACUCCCGACAAGACACCUAAAGAAAGAGAUACCAGGCUUACCAAGCCUGGUUCGUCGACCUGGGAUGGAACUUUCGUCAUGGAGAAAUCGCCAGAAACGAAAAGACCGUCUAGCAGAGAAUCCGUUGAUAGACCGGCAGAUAAAAUUCGACCUGAACCGAGAGAAAGUCCAAUACCGAAAUCGAGAAAGCACGUCAGUGAUACUACUUUGGAUAUUCGUGAUACUUCUCAGCAAGUAUCCACUAGUUCAGAAGUCUAUAGCAAUUCCACUGUAUUGGAGCAGUCUACCACACACGAGAGUUAUACCGAUUCGUCGAACGUGGAUUACUCCACGAGUUCCGUAGAGACAGUAAUUGUUCGUAACGGCGUUCCAACGACGAUACAGAAGUCUGUGACGAUCGAAGAUAGAUCUAAGAGUCCCGAGAAGAAAACGUUGGAACAUAAAGUGUUGCAACCAGAAGACUCCAAAUCGCCUGACAAACGUCCUAAGAGCCCUAGUAAGACUGACAGCUCUUUUAGACCGUCCAAACCAGGUGCUUCAACGUGGGAUGGUUCGUUUGUUUACGAAAAAUCCGUGAAAAAGCCUACCGAUAAGAAACCAUCGACGGACGUUUCACGUCGUCCUACCGAUGAACGAGCUCCUAUUCGAAAGUCGCCAGCAGAUAAUGGAAAAUUGCCAGAAGAUAAGAAACCGACAUAUCUCACUGAAAAAUCUAUCACUUUAUCGGAUUCUACAAUGGAGACUUCUGAAUUUGUCACGUCGACGACGCUUGAACGAACUCUAGCCUCAGAUUCCGAAGUUUUUGAUUCGUCCAAGGUCUCUACAACGAUAUUUCAUGAAAUCGACGAUAAAAGACGCACCGCGGAUACCGAAAGAGAACUUCGAAGAGAGGUUCCUCGAUCACCAUCUGGAAAACAACCUGAAGACGGGAGAAAAUCUCCUGAAAGACGUCCUAAGAGUCCUGAGAAAAGUCCGGUGGAUAGAUCUAUGAGACCGACUAAACCAGGCGCGUCAACUUGGGAUGGUUCGUUUGUGUAUGAGAAGCCGCAAGAUCAGAAGAAGAAACCGGCUGACCAACAGAAGGAACCAGUAGACGAAAAAAAGAGACCAAGAGAAUCUCCCACAAGAGACGAACCUAAAGACAGACCAAGUUCUGUCAUGCCGAAAGAUGAUACGACGAAAAUUUCAGUCGUGAAACACGAUGUGACGGACACCAGGAAGGAUGUCAUGGAUAUUGAUAUAGUUCAGGAAUCUUCUUACGUAAUCGAUCAGUCGUCGUUCACCUCGGUGCAGGACGUUCGUAACGUGUUAGAGGAACGUGUCAUCAGCGAGUUUACAACGGACACGCGUAAAGAUGUGAGAGAUGUCACCAAGUCAACGACCGAAUUCAUCGACAACGAGCAGGUGACUAGUAUGGUAGCGCGGGAUGUCGUUGAUGACACCAGGUUCGACAGAUUCACCACCUCGACUCCCAAAUCUCCAGCUGGUACUCCACAGAAAGGAUCGCCGGAACGACCUGGUUAUCCACGAGGAAUCCCUGGACUGCGAGAAGACGAUCGACCAAAACCGAUUCCAGCAGCUGGGAAGCCGAGCCGACCUCCGCAACGAGAACAGAGUCCCGGGGAAAGAUAUACUGGGCCUAGGCCACAGACUCCAAGAAAAGUUCGUGACUAUGUAUCCCCGACAAGAAAACCAGUGCCCGCGGCAGGGAAACCAAGUCGCCCCGAGGAAAGACCUGGCAAGGUACCGCGUGCCGAUGAAACGGUGCCAGGCGCCAGCAAACCGACGCAACCCGAUGAGCAACCAAAGGGACCCGGGAAACCCGAUGAAAGGCCAGCCGCUGGAAAACCGAGCCGACCGGAGGAUAAACCGGAGAGAUUUGAUGACAAGCCGAAGAGAGGAGAUCAGACGCCUGACUCCCUCGAGGAGGACGAUGUUCAGCCCGGAAAACUACCCAACUACAUACUGUCCAAGAUCCCUCUGAAGGAGCAAUGCAUCUGCGAACUCUGCACCUGCGGACGACAUCGCUGUCCGCACAAUCUGCCACAAGAUCACCUUGAGAUUCCUCGAGACGGGCCCGUCCACGCGGUGACUUCCUAUCGCGAGGAAUUCGAUGAGAAACACGUCGACAAGCAGACCGUGUACCACCACGAAGACCAUCUUCGGAUGGAAGGAGAAUUCAUCGGAGAGAGGCGAACGGACUAUGUGGUGACGAGGGGCGAGAGAGCACCGGUAAGGAAACCGCAGGAUAACCUGAAACCGGAGGGUGAGUUCAUCGGUAGACCCAGGGAGGAAGCUCCGACGAAAGGAGAGAAAGCUCCAGUGAAAAAGCCGCAGGAUAACUUGAAGCCAGAAGGCGAAUUCAUUGGAAGACCGAAGGAAGAAGCCCCGAAAUAUGGAGAUCGAACGCCUGUCAGGCGACCUCAGGAUAAUCUCAGACCGGAAGGAGACUUCGACAGUACAACCACAACGGAGCUGGUGUUCACCGGUACACCCGGUGAACGUCCCAGUCCAGUACGUCGCAACACCUACACAAAGGUCGAGGGUGAAUUCAUCGACUCGACAACUACGAGAUCCGAAUACGUCGAUCAUCGAACGGUUCAACGUGCCGAGAUCAUUAAACGUACGGAUAACCUCACAGUGGGAGAGGGUGAAUUCACAGGUACCUCUCAUCAUAAAGAGGAUUUCCACACGUACGACAUAGUUGAGAGGACACCUCGACGACGAAUCGACUACACCGACGAGGAUGACCGCUUUUAUGGCAAGACCGAUAUCGUGGAAAGCACCACAACGACUCAGGAACAGUAUCAAACUUUCGAUCAAACCGACUAUAGAAGCACUGCCGUGAUUAGACGAGACGAUAAUUUGAGACCGGAAGGACCGUUUGAAGGAGUACCUCACACUAAGGACGACUACGUUGUGCCAGCGAUAACGAAGAGACCGGAACCGCAGAAACCCAAGGACAAUUUGCGACCUGAAGGACCGUUCGAAGGAAGACCGAAAGACGAUUAUAAACCAAUCGGAGGCGAAAGAGCAGACGUGAAGAGACCACAGGAUAAUUUGAAGCCCGAAGGACCGUUCGAGGGACGUCCAAAAGACGAUUAUUCACCGAAAACAGCUGAACGCCCGGAAGUUAAGAGACCUGAGGAUAACUUGAGACCAGAAGGACCGUUCGAAGGACGACCUAAAGAUGAUUUCAUGCCUAAAACAGCGGAAAGGCCAGAAGUAAGAAGGCCUCAGGAUAACUUGCGACCUGAAGGACCGUUCGAAGGCCGCCCAAAGGAUGAUUUCACACCGAAAACAGCUGAACGUCCGGAAGUAAAGAGGCCACAGGAUAAUUUGAGACCCGAAGGUCCGUUCGAGGGACGCCCAAAGGAUGAUUUUUCACCGAAGCGAGGCGAAAGACCAGAGGUUAGAAGACCUGAGGAUAAUUUGAGACCGGAAGGACCGUUCGAAGGACGUCCAAAGGAUGAUUUUUCACCGAAGCGAGGUGAAAGACCAGAGGUUAGAAGACCUGAAGAUAAUUUGAGACCGGAAGGACCGUUCGAAGGUAGACCUAAAGAUGAUUACAAACCAAUCAGAGGCGAAAGAGUUGAUGUUAAGAGACCUGAAGACAAUCUGAGACCUGAAGGACCUUUCGAAGGACGACCCAAGGAUGAUUUCACACCAAAAACAGCUGAACGUCCAGAAGUGAGGAGGCCACAGGACAAUUUGAGACCCGAAGGACCGUUCGAAGGACGUCCAAAGGAUGAUUUUUCACCAAAACGAGGUGAAAGGCCAGAGGUUAGAAGACCUGAGGAUAAUUUGAGACCGGAAGGACCGUUCGAAGGACGUCCAAAGGAUGACUUCACACCAAAAAUUGCUGAACGUCCGGAAGUGAAGAGGCCACAGGACAAUUUAAGACCAGAAGGACCGUUCGAAGGACGUCCAAAGGAUGAUUUUUCACCAAAACGAGGCGAAAGGCCAGAAGUUAGAAGACCUGAGGACAAUUUGAGACCAGAAGGACUUUUCGAAGGCAGGCCCAAGGAUGAUUACAAACCAAUCAGAGGCGAAAGAGCUGAUGUUAAGAGGCCUGAAGAUAAUCUGAGACCCGAAGGACCGUUCGAAGGACGUCCAAAGGAUGAUUUCACACCUAAAACAGCUGAACGUCCGGAAGUGAAGAGGCCACAGGACAAUUUGAGACCCGAAGGACCGUUCGAAGGACGUCCAAAGGAUGAUUUUUCACCAAAACGAGGUGAAAGACCAGAGGUUAGAAGACCUGAGGAUAAUUUGAGACCAGAAGGACCGUUCGAAGGCAGGCCAAAGGAUGAUUACAAACCAACCAGAGGCGAAAGAGCCGAUGUUAAGAGGCCUGAAGAUAAUUUGAGACCCGAAGGACCGUUCGAGGGACGUCCAAAGGAUGAUUUCACACCUAAAACAGCUGAACGUCCGGAAGUGAAGAGGCCACAGGAUAAUUUAAGACCGGAAGGUCCGUUCGAAGGACGUCCAAAGGAUGAUUUUACACCCAAACUAGGUGAAAGACCAGAGGUUAGAAGACCUGAGGACAAUUUGAGACCGGAAGGACCGUUCGAAGGUCGACCUAAAGAUGAUUUCUUGCCGAAAACGGCGGAAAGGCCAGAAGUGAGAAGACCUCAGGAUAAUUUAAGACCUGAAGGACCAUUCGAAGGACGACCCAAGGAUGAUUAUGUGCCAACCAGAGGUGAACGUGCGGACGUGAAACGUCCAGAAGAUAAUUUGAGACCAGAGGGUCCGUUCGAAGGAAGGCCUAAAGAUGAUUUCUCACCGAAAACAGCUGAACGUCCAGAGGUAAAGAGACCACAAGAUAAUUUGAGACCGGAAGGUCCAUUCGAAGGACGUCCUAAGGAUGAUUUCACACCGAAAACAGCUGAACGUCCUGAAGUCAGAAGACCACAGGACAAUCUUCGACCCGAAGGACAGUUUGAAGAUCGCCCAAGACACGAAUAUACCCCUGGUGAGAGACGUACACCUAUUAAACACCCAGAUAACUUGUAUCCCGAAGGAGAAUUCGAGAGACCAUCGCCUGUCCCCUAUGGUCCUGGUGAAAGAGCGCCGAUUGUCCGACAUCCGGAUGAGCUGUUUCCUGAAGGCGAUUUUCCAGGUAGAGAACGUGUUCCAUUCGUCCCAGCUGAACGUAGAACGCCCAUUAAGCACGAUGAUAACCUUCGUCCUGAGGGACUUUUCGAAGGUAGACCUAAGGAUGAUUAUAAACCAACGAGAGGUGAACGUGCUGAUGUGAAGCGUCCUCAAGAUAACUUGAAACCGGAGGGUCCAUUUGAAGGAAGGCCUAAAGAUGAUUACAAACCAACCAGAGGUGAACGUGCGGACGUGAAACGUCCAGAAGAUAAUUUGAGACCAGAGGGUCCGUUCGAAGGAAGACCUAAAGAUGAUUUCUCACCGAAAACAGCUGAACGUCCAGAGGUAAAGAGACCACAAGAUAAUUUGAGACCAGAAGGUCCAUUCGAAGGACGUCCUAAGGAUGAUUUCACACCGAAAACAGCUGAACGUCCGGAAGUCAGAAGACCACAGGACAAUCUUCGACCUGAAGGACAGUUUGAAGAUCGGCCGAGACACGAAUAUACUCCUGCUGAAAGACGCACACCUAUUAAACAUCCAGAUAACUUGUAUCCCGAAGGAGAAUUCGAGAGACCAUCGCCUGUUCCUUAUGGUCCGGGCGAAAGAGCGCCGAUUGUCCGACAUCCGGAUGAGCUGUUUCCUGAAGGCGAUUUUACAGACAGAGAACGUGUUCCAUUCGUCCCAGCUGAACGUAGAACGCCUAUUAAGCACGAUGAUAACCUUCGCCCUGAAGGUCCUUUCGAAGGAAGACCUAAAGAUGAUUUCUCACCGAAAACAGCUGAACGUCCGGAAGUGAGGAGACCUCAGGACAAUUUGAGACCAGAAGGUCCUUUCGAAGGAAGACCUAAAGACGAUUACAAACCAACUAGAGGAGACCGUGCCGACGUAAAACGUCCUCAAGAUAAUUUGAAACCUGAAGGACCCUUCGAAGGUCGUCCAAAAGAUGAUUUCUCUCCAAAAACAGCCGAACGUCCCGAGGUUCGAAGACCUCAGGACAAUUUGUAUCCUGAAGGCGAAUUCGAGAGACCAGAAAAGCCUACGGUUGGUCCAGCAGAGAAACGCACACCGAUUAAACAUCCGGAUAACCUCAAACCCGAAGGAGAAUUCGUUGGUAAGCCUAAAGAUGAUUUCACUCCGACUAAAGGCGACAGAGCUGUUGUUAAGAGACCCGAAGACAAUUUGAAACCAGAAGGUCCAUUCGAGGGCAGGCCUAAGGACGACUAUCAACCGGUUCAUGGCGAACGAAUGGAUAUCAUCAGACGCACGGACAAUCUUCGAAUGGAAGGUAACAUCGAAACUUACAGAUCAAGAGACGAAUAUACGGACUUCUUGAUUCGCGAGAGAACCGAAGUUACCAAGUAUCAAGACAAUUUGCGCAUGGAAGGCGAAUUUAUCGAUGUUAGGACCAGAGACGAUUUCAAGGUUGUAAGAGGCGAGAGAGUUGAUAUCGUGAAGCAUCCUGACAAUUUGAGACCGGAGGGACCAUUCGAGGGUCGUCCAAAGGACGAUUAUUCUCCUAAGAGAGCAGAGAGGCCGGAAGUAAAGAGACCAGAAGAUAAUCUCAAACCAGAAGGAGAAUUUAUUGGCAGACCAAAAGAGGAAGCGCCUAAACAAGGUGAGAGGGCUCCGAUUAAGAAACCUAAAGACAAUUUGCGACCCGAAGGGGAAUUUGAGAGGCCAGAGAAGCAACCCGUUGGUCCUGCUGAAAAGAGAACUCCGAUCAAACAUGCUGAUAAUUUGAAACCCGAAGGGGAAUUUGAAAGACCUAAACCAGAAGAGUUUAAACCCGCUGAAAGGCCAAUCGUCAAGAAACCAACAGACAAUCUAAAACCAGAAGGAGACUUCGUUGGUCGGCCGAAAGAGGAAGCACCGCGAAAGGGCGAACGAGCGGACGUAAAGAGACCAAAGGACAAUUUAUAUCCUGAAGGAGAAUUCGAAGUUCCAGAGAGGAAGCCUGUUGGUCCAGCUGAGAGAAGAACACCGAUCAAACACGAGGAUAAUUUGCGCCCUGAAGGUGAUUUCGAAAGACCGCAACCUGAAAAAUUCAGACCUGCCGAGAGACCAGUUGCGAAGAGGCCUCAAGACAACUUGAAACCUGAAGGAGAAUUUAUUGGGCGACCAAAGGAAGAGUCACCGACUAAGGGAGAGAGGGCUGAUGUUAAGAGACCGGAAGAUAACCUGAAACCAGAAGGUACUUUCGAAAGACCUGAGAAGCAACCCUUGGGGCCAGCUGAGAAACGUACUCCUAUUAAACAUCCUGAUAACUUGAAGCCAGAAGGUGACUUUACCGGAAAGCCAAAAGAAGAAGCUCCUAAACGUGGAGAACGCGCAGAUAUCAAGAGACCACAGGAUAAUCUACGUCCGGAAGGUGAAUUUGAGAAACCAGAAAAAUCUCCAGUGAAACCUGCUGAGAGAAGAUCUCCGAUUAAACAUCCCGAUAAUUUGAAACCCGAAGGAGAAUUCGUUGGCAGACCAAAGGACGAUUACAAACCGAUUAGAGGAGAACGCGCCGAUGUUAAAAGACCCGAGGAUAAUCUUAAACCCGAGGGACCAUUCGAAGGUCGUCCUAAAGACGAUUUUGUUCCUGUUCGUGGUGAACGAGUAGAUAUCGUCAAACGUACGGACAACUUGCGAAUGGAAGGAAAUAUAGAGACUUACAGGUCCAGAGACGAAUAUACGGACUUCUUAAUUCGCGAAAGAGCCGAGGUCACUAAGUAUCAGGAUAAUUUGCAUAUGGAGGGCGAGUUCACUGAUAUCAGAACGAGGGACGAUUUCAAGGUAGUGAAAGGAGAGCGUGUGGAUAUCGUGAAACAUCCGGAUAAUCUGAAACCGGAAGGUCCGUUCGAGGGUCGACCGAAAGACGAUUACUCGCCUAAAAAAGCAGACAGACCAGAGAUAAAGAAACCAGAGGACAACCUGAAACCCGAGGGAGAAUUCGAAAGACCUGAAAAGAAACCUGUUGGUCCAGCGGAAAGACGUUCACCUAUAAAACACGAUGACAAUUUGAAACCUGAAGGUGAGUUUAUCGGACGUCCGAAGGAACAGGCACCGAAGAAAGGUGAAAGAGCAGACGUGAAGAAGCCAAAGGACAAUUUGAAACCAGAAGGUACCUUUGACAGGCCAGAGAAGAAGCCGAUGGGCCCUGCUGAGAGGCGCAGUCCAAUUAAACAUCCGGAUAAUUUAAAAACACAGGGAGAAUUCGUUGGUCGUCCUAAGGAAGAAACGCCAUUGAAGGGCGAACGUGCGGAUAUUACCAGGCCGAAGGAUAAUCUAAAACCGGAAGGGGAAUUCCAGAGACCGCAGAAAUCGCCUGUUGGUCCAGCCGAGAAGAGAACGCCUAUACGUCACGAAGACAAUCUUCAUCCUGAAGGAGAAUUCGUAGGAAGACCUAAAGACGACUUUACUCCAAAACGGGUUGACAGGCCGGUUCAGAAGAAGCCAAAGGAUAACUUGAAACCGGAGGGUGAAUUUAUAGGCAAGCCUAAGGACGAUUAUAAGCCUACAAAGGGCGAGAGAACAGAGAUAGUCGUUCACAGAGAUAAUUUGAAAAUGGAGGGUGAUAUGGAUGUACGUCGGUCAAGGGACGAUUACAAGACGAUCACCAAGGUGGAAAGAGUCGAUGUAGUUCGUCGAGAGGAUAACCUGAAGAUGGAGGGUGAGUUCGUGGAUAUUCGAAGACGAGACGACUACAGAGUGACACGCGGUGAACGCAGCGAGAUUAUCAGACACGAAGAUAAUUUGAGACCCGAAGGAGAAUUCGAGAGACCCGAUACGUGUUCGAUUGGUCCAGCUGAGAGAAGAACGCCUAUCAAGCAUCCUGAUAAUUUGAAACCCGAAGGCCAAUUCGCUCAACGUCCUAAAGUUCCUACGCCAACCAAAGGAGAAAGGGCUCCGAUGAAGAAACCUAAAGACAAUCUUAGACCCGAAGGAGAAUUCGACAGACCCGAGAAGGCGCCUGUUGGUCCCGCAGAGAGAAGAACACCGAUUAAACAUCCUGAUAAUUUGCAUCCAGAAGGAGAUUUUGUCGGAAGGCCAAGACAAGACACGCCAACUAAAGGGGACCGUGCUGACGUGAAGAGACCAAAGGACAAUUUACAUCCUGAAGGUGACUUUGCUAAACGAACGCCUCAGAAGGUUGGUCCAGCCGAGAGACGCACACCGAUUCGCCACGAGGACAACCUUCAUCCCGAAGGAGACUUCUAUAUGGUGCCUAAAGACGAUUUCACGCCUAAGAGAGGCGAACGAGCGCCAGUUAGAAAGCCGCAAGAUAAUUUGAGGCCAGAAGGCGAAAUGGAUGUCAGUCCAUCUUCUAAAGAUGACUAUAGACACGUGAACGGAGAACGAGUGGAAGUUCGUCGACACGAGGAUCAUCUGAGAAUGGAAGGAGAGAUAGACGUUCGUAGAUCCAGGGACGAUUACAAGAAGAUCACGAAGGUGGAAAGGGUGAAUGUUAGAAAGCACGAGGACAACCUCAAGAUGGAAGGUGAAUUUAUCGAUGUACGCAGGAAAGAUGAUUACACGUACGUAAUCAGCGAACGUACGCCGGUUAAGAAGCACCCUGACAAUCUUCGACCGGAAGGAGACUUCGAAAGGCCUGGAAAGUCUCCUCUGGGACCGGGUGAAAGACGUUCGCCUAUUAAACAUCCUGAUAAUCUGAGACCAGAAGGUGAUUUCGAGCGUAGAACACCGGAUAAGGUUGGUCCGAUAGAACGUCGAUCUCCAAUUCGUCAUGUGGACAAUUUGAAACCAGAAGGAGACUUUGUCGGAAGACCUCGCGACGAUUUCACACCGAAGAGAGGAGAAAGAGCGGAGGUAAUUCGUCGAGAGGAUAACUUGAAGAUGAUCGGCGAGUUCCAAGACUCCACUUCUCAGAGAUCCACGUAUACGGUGGUUCGUGGAGAACGCGCUGAGAUUAAACGUCACGAGGAUAAUUUGAAGGUGAGCACAGGUGCCAUGGAAACGAAGACAACUUCCAGAGACACGUUUACGCCGGCCAAGAAAGAAGUUCCUACGCCUGGUAGAGCCGUGACUCGCAGACAUCACAUGGAGUCUUCGAUUACCUUAGGAGACGACACUUCUACGAUGUCUACGACUACUCAGAGGAACUACAACACUUUCACCAAACGCACUGCCAAGGAAGUUGCCGCAAAGAUGAGCAGCAUGGAAACAGACACCAGGAGAAGCGUUUCUACUGAAUCGAAGACCGUAGAAAAUGGAACGACGAUUACGACUACGAAGAGAACGAGUGGAGAGAGAUUCUCAUCGGCUCAGAACGUUCAGCACCAAUCUCAGCGUGUGAUAACGGAUCAUCGUGCCGUACAACCCGAUGGUCCUCAGCCAGACUCUAGAAAGUCUCUGUCAACUGUUUCAGGCAAUCAGCACUACAUAAGCGAACACCAUCAAAGAGCACAGUCGAGCGAAAGACAUUUGAGAUCGCAGAACGUGACUCAAACGCGACGAGUUAUCGACGACAGGUCUCUCGCGGAUGUGCAAAACCACCAGGGUGUCAUGGUCGAUGGAAGAUACAGCGAACAACAGAGGCAGCAAAUCGAAAAACAUCAACAAGAGACAAGCAAAAGGGACUACGUUAACACUCAACACAUCGAGUCUCGACAGACUGCAACCAGACAGAAGCAACAACACGAACAGCACACAGUUUCCAGCCAAGCUCGCUAUAACUCCAACCAGACGAGCAGUGCCGAAUUCAGGCAAGCCAUCAGCGGCCAAUCUAUGGAGAAAUUGCAAAUGGACGGUGCUGUGACGAAGACCAGCCACCACAGGAAGAACGUAAUCUCUUCGUCGUCCGCGGACGUUACUAACUCGGUUCUUCACAGACGCAGAGCCACUUCGUCCACGGAGGCUCUUCACACGAUCUCUUCCACAGCCGCUGAUCAAAAGAAGAGUAUCUCGAAUUUGGCAGAGAGCGGCCAGUACAUCAGCAAUUCGAGUCAGAGCAGCGAUCGACGUAGUUUGACCUCUUUACAUCGCAGCACUAAAGAAGGAAAUCCUUGGGCGUCGUCGACCUACGAACGUCCACAGAGAAUCGUUCGACAGGACAAUUUAACAGUAGGUGGCAAGUUCUAUUCGCACAGCGAGGCGAAGAAUUAUGGAAAUUUCACCAGUCAGAAGGUAGAAAGAGUGCAGAGACAGUCGAACGUAUCGCACAUCAAUCUAGGAGAUGGAAGCAUGGUCACUUCGAGCAUGUACAAGAAGGAGUACACGCCCAGACACAAAGGACCCUGUCCUGCGGCGCUUAUCGAGGCCAAACAGACGCCUUUCAAGCACACCAGAGACACGCAGAAGCACAAGUUCUAUAUGCCCGUCAUCUCUAAUUAAAAUAAGUUUCCUUUUCUGCCAUAGAGAUUAUAUUAUAAAAGCAACUGUAACAGUCGGAGGGUCUCGAGAUAUUAUUUGUUUCUUUUCGCGAGGUUUUUCAGAAUACUUAGUAUUUUCUUCUGGAUGAAGCGUACGGUACUGGUCGGAAAUUUGGAAUCAUUGUAAUUCAAUGAUUUAAGAGAAAGUUAACUAAGAAUUUUGCGUUAACCGGGAAAGUUCUGUCGUUAAAGAUUUACCGAAGCGAAAGGAAUCGUUAUCGAUAUUUACAGUAUUAAUUUCGAAUGGAUAUCGAAACCGGUAGAGUCCGAGACUUGAAAAGAAAUCUCGGCUAAGAAUUUUCUAUUAUUUUAAAAACUUGUUUCGCAAAAUAUUUAUUCAAAUAACGGAAAUUGUAGUAACAUGAAAAUUAGCGAAAACUUCGAUGUAAAUGCAACUAAAAAAGUAGGUAAUUCGAAAUUUUUGAUCGGUAGCGUACGCUCCAAAGAUCGGAGAUUCGUUAUACGUCUCGAAUGGGAUUAGGUCUAAGCUAAAUUUGCGGGCUGUGAUGAACUCGUGUCGUUCGAUAUUUAUUUCGUCAAGAAUCUCUAGAUAUCCCUUUCGUCGUUCUGCAAUCGGCGUGCUCGUAGAGGAUCGAUACUGACAUAUGGAACUGUGUGAAUUACUUAUAAAAGUACACUUUUAUGCGCGUAAACAUAUACAUACGUAAAAUAUAUACAUACACACAUAUGCAUAUAUCCGUACCAUGUCAAUAUAAUAGUUUUAUCCUUCGAGAAGGAUAAGGUGAGCGCGAUGUUGAAAAAAGUUCUUCGUCGAUAUAAAAAUGGUUAUCGAACAAAAAAAGAAAAAAAGAAAAAUAAAAAAAAAUGGCUAAUGAUACUUGGACCGAGAGAUGCGGAUGCGAGAUGACACGCAGAUGAAAAAUCGAGUUAAGAUUUAUUUUCACCUUAAGCCACGUGUAUUACAAAGCAAUAACUAGAGCUUAAAUCCGUGAUACGGACGAAUCUAAUUGAAACAUUAGGUUCGACCGAUAUUUAGAAUAGAUGCGACGUUUCGAGUCGCACGUAGCGUUCUUUCUCGACCAGCUUCGUUUUUAUAUUUAACCGUUUCUUUCGCCUUGCUGACAAAUAGACUGCGGAUGCUUAUGCAUUUGUGGAAAUGCACAAAACGCGCGGCAACAUCUGGCAUAUCCGUCACAGGUGAGAAAUACGAUCGGUUUUUUUAUAAUAAAGCAAAUUUAUAUCAAAACUGUCCUUCGCGCAUGAUUUUCAGGCUAUUGUCAUUUUCCUGGAACUCGGUUAAAUUAGCUGAUUUUCCUUCCUUACGAUACAUCCAUCGACUAUCAUUGGGAAGCUUACGCGUAUCUGCGAAUCUACAUAUCAAGUUACGCCUUUCUUUAAUUAUUUCAUAUCGAAACGAGAUUUUUCGUUUUAGAAAAUAUAUGAAAUCGUAUGACAAAAAUCGGAAAAUAAAAAAAAGGGAACGGACUUGUCAUACUUUUCCCCCGUAGUCCUCGUAUUUAACGAACGAAAAAGAAAUCUUACGUUGCGUCAUUCUACUUGUGCUCGUAGAAAGUAUGAAAAUAUGAAUUACUGUAUAAACAUCCACAGUCUACCGAUAACCGUAUCAUCCCCCGUCCUCUAUGUUUCCUUUAACAACCCCGUGAUUUACAUUAACCUUCGGUAUCGUUCGAAUAGACGAGUCAUGUACGUUGUGAUGUUAACAUUUCCGGCAGGGCUUCGCGAAGAAGUCGAGCGUUUUCCGGUUUCAUCGGUUCGUUCGACGCUACGAUGCUUGUUCCCAUUAUGGAACUAAUUAUUAUAUUAUUCAUUUCUUGUUUCCUAUUUUUUUUUAUUUUUUCGCCUUUUUAUUUUGAUCCGUUUACACCAGGUGUUAUGUGUUUUCGAUCGAAUAAAAAUGUUUCGCAAUUACUUCUUGACCUUGCAUUUCCCCUCCUCGAGUAUCACUUUCGUUAUUCUCUGGCUUUUCUUUCAAUUGUAUUUUAUAUAAUCGUUGCAUUUAGUCCUUUUGAUAACGUUUAAAUCGUAAUAGACGAUCGUCUGGUAGGUGAUAGAUUAUACGCGUAGGUGUAUGGUUACACGUAACUGCACUCGAGUCACGAAACAAGAUUUUCUUUUCACCAGACCAAGAGCUGUUCGCGAGGAAUGUGAACAACGAGAGCUCCAUGGACUUGGCUACGGUUUCUUUUACUUUGUCCGAAGACCACGUGGAAAGAAUACGAUAAGCGGUGUAUAUCUUUAAACCUGAGAAAUUGUGUCGCUUCUUUAGCCGCCAGCUGACAUCGAGAAACUAAGAGCUCGGCAAAAAUAAACUUGUCACGUUUUCCCCGUGUGCUCUUCGUUUUCCUACACGUAUAACUAACUCGUUCUGUUAACCUGAUUUAAGUAAAUGAUUACACGUUCAAGUUAUAUUUUAUGCGUUUAGUCUUUUCUUACUAAUUCUACAGCGAACGAUGAACAACUCGAGUAUGUAUACUAAGAUUUACGUAUCAUCGAGUGAAAGAAUUCUAUCGUAACACUUACAGAAGCAAACAGGAUCACGAUGACACCGAUCGCAUUAAGAUGUUGUAAAUACGUGCGAUCGAAUUUAUCAACGUUGUUGACGAAACUAGAAGGCAACCGUUUGUUAUGAAAUAUUUGUAUCCGAAGUUAUUAUCGCGACUUUGUCGAAUGAGUUUUUAACGAUUGUAACAAUGCGGACAAGUGGAAGAGAAGCGAGAAACAUCGUUCGAAUAUGGUUUAUGUAUAAGUACAUAUAACGUGUCAUCGUGUCUAAUUCCUAAUAAAGAAAUUAUUUUCUGUAUCGUAA
Bombus pascuorum is the source of this 17414-nucleotide messenger RNA. It is a transcript of the gene Sdb, whose product is annotated as titin. Gene Ontology annotation, molecular function: microtubule binding. Bases 813 to 14588 code for a protein of 4591 amino acids. Gene Ontology annotation, biological process: microtubule anchoring. Gene Ontology annotation, cellular component: cytoskeleton; ciliary basal body; centriole. Lineage: Eukaryota; Metazoa; Arthropoda; Insecta; Hymenoptera; Apidae. The transcript is spliced from 6 exons. The record is from RefSeq and is a predicted model, not a curated record.